UGAGAUGUGAAGGAGAGGGGACAUUCCCGUAAACUCUCACAUUUCUAAGAGAAGGGCAGUUCUGCUGGCCAAACCACGUGGUCACUCUCAUUUCAAGUCUUAGUGAAGUGUAACUCAGACCUCACAAGGGAGAAGAGGAGCGUUUUCUUUCGAAAGCUCAGGACUACAGUUUGACAUUGUUUUUAAAAUGCAGAAGGGCUCGUUUUCUCUCACCAUACCUUUUCGUAUUUUCUAUCUGCUAUUCCUCGGGUUUGGUUUCUUGUGCUUCUCACAAAUUGCAGGUGCACAAGCUGAAUGUCCUGUUCAGCUCAGCCAGCAGCGUGUUGUUGUGAGAUACAACGGUUCUGUAGCAGUUAACUGUAGCACUUCAGUCUCACAUAAAGGGAUGGGAUGGGAAUCCAGUGAAGGAGCAGUGCCCAAAACCAGUAACAGUCUGAUCAUAUGGAGAGUGUCACACCUGACAGAAUGGGAGAUACAGCCAUCCUGCUACAUAAACUAUGAGAGACAGUGUUUAAUAGAGCUCCCAGUCAUUAUUUACAAGACUCCAGACAAUGUGUCGAUCAGCAUUGUGAAACGCACAGGACCAAUGAUAGAGGGACAGCAGUAUGAGCUCCAGUGUGAUGUUCAAAAUGUUGCUCCUGUUCACAAUCUCACUGUCAAAUGGUAUAAAGGACAGACUCUGCUGGAUCAAACCAAUGCCAUCAAGUAUAGCAGGACUCCAGUGAACGAAACCGUCUUACUCCUGAUCCGUCCAGACAGAGAUGAUGAUGGAGCUCAAUACAGAUGUGAAGCAGAGCUGGAUCUGGGAGCAGAAGGACCUCAAUAUCCUCCAAAUAAAACAUCAGACUUUCUCAGCAUUACUGUAUAUUCUAAACCGAUCAUCAAUGAGACCAAACUGCCCUCCGUAGUGCCUGUGUUUCGAGGAUAUUCAGAGGAGAUUGUUUGUGAAGCCGAGGGAAACCCAAAACCAACAAUCAGCUGGAUCCUCGGCACAAAUGAUAUAGUUUAUAAUGAAGUUCUUACUAUAUCAGAGUCAACACCUGAGUAUGUGUCCUGCGUUGCAGAGAAUUCUGUUGGCACGACCACCAGAAAUUUUACAGUGUUCAUACAAGAUAUUUCCAUCAGCACUGUGAAUCACACAGAACCAAUGAUAGCGGGCGAGCAGUAUGACCUCCAGUGCUCGAUUAAAUAUGUGGCUCCUUUUAAGAUUGUUGAUGUGGGAUGGUACAAACAGAAUAAAAACAACAUCAUUGAAACCAUCAAGACUCCAGACAUUUUAACAUAUACAGUCCAGAUCCGCCCAAACAGAGCUGAUAAUGGAUCUCAAUUCUGGUGUGAAGCAAAGCUAGAAGCAGAAGGAACUCAACGAACUUCAACAAUGAAAUCAGCAAAUCUCAGCAUUACUGUACAUUUUAAACCGAUCAUCAAUGAGACCAAACUGCCCUCCACAGUGCCUGUGUUUCGAGGAUAUUCAGAGGAGAUUGUUUGUGAAGCCGAGGGAAACCCAAAACCAACAAUCAUCUGGAUCCUCGGCACAAAUUAUACAGUUAAUAAUGAAACUCUUACUAUAUCAGAGUCAACACCUGAGUAUGUGUCCUGCGUUGCAAACAAUUCUGUUGGCACGACGACCAGAAAAGUGAAAGUGUUCAUUCAAGAUAUUUCCAUCAGCACAGUGAAUCACACAGAACCAAUGAUAGCGGGCGAGCAGUAUGACCUCCAGUGCUCGAUUAAAUAUGUGGCUCCUUUUAAGAUUGUUGAUGUGGGAUGGUACAAACAGAAUAAAAACAACAUCAUUGAAACCAUCAAGACUCCAGACAUUUUAACAUACAAAGUCCAGAUCCGCCCAGACAGAGCUGAUAAUGGAUCUCAAUUCUGGUGUGAAGCAAAGCUAGAAGCAGAAGGAACUCAACGAACUUCAACAAUGAAAUCAGAUAAUCUCAGCAUUACUGUACAUUUUAAACCGAUCAUCAAUGAGACCAAACUGCCCUCCGUAGUGCCUGUGUUUCGAGGAUAUUCAGAGGAGAUUGUUUGUGAAGCCGAGGGAAACCCAAAACCAACAAUCAUCUGGAUCCUCGGCACAAAUUAUACAGUUAAUAAUGAAACUCUUACUAUAUCAGAGUCAACACCUGAGUAUGUGUCCUGCGUUGCAGAGAAUUCUGUUGGCAAGACGACCAGAAAAGUGAAAGUGUUCAUACAAGUUAAACCGAUCAUCAAUGAGACCAAAUUGCCCUCUGUAGUGCCUGUGUUUCGAGGGUAUUCAAAGGAGAUUGUUUGUGAAGCCGAGGGAAACCCAAAACCAACAAUCAGCUGGAUCCUCGGCACAAAUGAUAUAGUUUAUAAUGAAGUUCUUACUAUAUCAGAGUCAACACCUGAGAAUGUGUCCUGCGUUGCAGAGAAUUCUGCUGGCAAGACGACCAGACAAGUAAAAGUGUUCAUACAAGAUAUUUCCAUCAGAACUGUGAAUCACACAGAACCAAUGAUAGCGGGCGAGCAGUAUGACCUCCAGUGCUCGAUUAAAUAUGUGGCUCCUUUUAAGAUUGUUGAUGUGGGAUGGUACAAACAGAAUAAAAACAACAUCAUUGAAACCAUCAAGACUCCAGACAUUUUAACAUAUACAGUCCAGAUCCGCCCAGACAAAGCUGAUAAUGGAUCUCAUUUCUGGUGUGAAGCAAAGCUAGAAGCAGAAGGAACUCAACGAACUUCAACAAUGAAAUCAGCAAAUCUCAGCAUUACUGUACAUUUUGAACCGAUCAUCAAUGAGAACAAACUGCCCUCUGUAGUGCCUGUGUUUCGAGGAUAUUCAGAGGAGAUUGUUUGUGAAGCCGAGGGAAACCCAAAACCAACAAUCAGCUGGAUCCUCGGCACAAAUGAUAUAGUUUAUAAUGAAGUUCUUACUAUAUCAGAGUCAACACCUGAGUAUGUGACCUGCGUUGCAGAGAAUUCUGCUGGCAAGACGACCAGACAAGUAAACAUGGUAUUAAAAGAGGAUUACCUGCCCUUAAUAGCGGGACUUAUCGCAGUCACUGUGGUGUUCAUCUCAGUCAUCUUCAUCUUCAUCUACUCUAUCUACUACAAAACAGCCAAGAUGGGCCAUUAUAGCCUGAAGGAUGCCAAGCCUAGUGCACAAAAUGGAGACAUAGCACAGAAUGGCAAACACAGCCCUAUUCCUAUGAAGAAAUUCUCUCAGAGUGAUAUCCUUGCUUAGGUUAUGAAUCCUUGGGUUUGCUACAACUGCCGAAUCACAGAGUCCACAAUUAACAAGGGAUUGUGACAAUGGAAGUUUUUAGGCCUCUACUCUGGGGCUAAUUUCUUCAUGGCUUCAAUGUUUUUAUUUUAUGGAGCACCUGUUCAUUCACUUCACUCCCAGAUCCAGAGUAACUGUUAAUUACAUCACAAAAUGAACUUUUCAGUAUCCAGCAGUCUGCUGUUUAAUGGACCAGAGGAAACUAUCUGACAGAACAGAUGAAAAUGAAAUACUGAAUGAAUUUCAAAUGAAAGGACCUGAUGUCUGCAGAUCUGGAGAUCUUGACAUAAGUGAAUGUUCAUCAACUACAAAGUGACAUUAUUUGAGUAAUAUUUUCUUUGUAUGCCUAUUUAAGGGAAGGCACUUUUUAAAUUGUUUAACAAGACUUUUCUUCUGUAUUUGUCUUUGGCACAUUGAUCAGUUUGAUUUUUUGUGUUUUGUCAAGUAUAUACAGUAUAUAUUAAGAAAUUAUGUUCUAUUAACAAUUUUCAGGAGGAGCACGUUUAGAUAAUCAACCAAUUAAGCAUUAUAGUAAAUAUACAGCCAACUUACCUCUGUUUUAUGAUAGUUUUCAGGCCCAGCUCCUCACUUUCUAACUAUUCCUAUCCCAGUUUGGGAUAUGGGGGGAGUUCUCUGGGAGAUCUGAGCCAUCUCUUUGGACAGCUUGUCAAAUAUGCAAAACAUUCGCUCAGUCUGAUCAUAUGUAAAUGUAACUUGUGAAAGACACUAUAGUUGAGUCUUUUACUUUGUUAAACAAGUUUUUCAUUUAAAGUUUAAAUUCCCUUGAUAGAAUCCGCAUUUUAGAGGUUGGAAAUAUUGCACACGGUGACUGUGAAGAAGUGAAAGCUUAGGUUUGAGGGGUCUCAUGGUGAACCUGUGGGAAAAUAUUUGGAUGGAUUUCUGAAAAAUUCUCUCAGGCCUCAUAGUCUGUAAAAACAUGAGAUGCUGGAGAUUAAAUAAGUGUGCCAGUUUUAUGGCUCAAGGUGUAUAAUGUUGUUGAAAGCAUAGUUUUGACGGCUCUGUCAUCAUAUACUCACCCUCAUGUUGUUCUAAAACCUGCAUGCUAUUGUUGUUUUUUUCCCCUUCUUUUUAUGUUGUUCAUUUUUGCCAUGACUGUAAAGCUUCAAAAGAAAAAAAAACAUCAUCAUAAAGGUAGCCCAUACAACUACAUAUUCCAAGGAAACAUGCAUGUUUUGUUUAUUUUCAGUUUGAGAUGUGUGGUCACUAUCAAUCGCUGUUGAAUGGAAAAUCAUUGUGUUAUGAUGAUUCAAAAAUUCUACUUUUCAGUUCAACAAAAUACUUAGUCACACAAGUUUGGAACGACACGAGGAUGAUUUAAUGAUGACCGAAUUGUUUGUUUGAACUAUCUUUUUAAUCAUGUCACUGAAUUUAUAUGCAUUUAAUCUCAAUAUGAAUGUAAUCUCACCAUUUCUGGUGGGUUUUAAAAUUUGUGUAUGGAAUUUAUACCAUCUGUCCUUAUAAGCACAUGACAUUUGAAUUUGUAAAUUAAUUUGUGGAGAACAUUUUAGGAAAAAUGUUUUAUCUAAUAAAAUAAAUAUUCUUUCCAUAGAA
Molecule: messenger RNA, 4816 nt
Organism: Carassius auratus (goldfish)
Lineage: Eukaryota; Metazoa; Chordata; Actinopteri; Cypriniformes; Cyprinidae
Product: CD166 antigen homolog
Exons: 12
Coding region: 188-3205 (1005 amino acids)
Biological process (GO): cell-cell adhesion
Cellular component (GO): membrane
Molecular function (GO): integrin binding
Source: RefSeq, a predicted model, not a curated record